Mizuhopecten yessoensis (Yesso scallop) is the source of this 369-nucleotide messenger RNA. RefSeq lists its product as uncharacterized. Lineage: Eukaryota; Metazoa; Mollusca; Bivalvia; Pectinida; Pectinidae. The coding region runs from base 1 to 369 and encodes 122 amino acids. The transcript has a single exon. The record is from RefSeq and is a predicted model, not a curated record.
AUGGGGGGACGAUACACAUACGGAUAUGAAGCUUGGCCGAAGUUUGACCCGAAAGUUCAUCCACAGGAGCUGAAAGUAAGUUUGGAUGGCGUCGAUUGUUGUAAAGGUGUCUUCAAGCCUUACAUUCGACUUGGCACUGAAGUCAAUUGCAUGGACUGUAUUACAUCUAAACAUUGCCCGGUCUCCAAGAAACAAAAGUACAUAGCCAUCGGAAUCUACAUAUCUGAGAAUGAGGCUCCAAAAUAUAUCAAAGAUCCGGAUGUGCGACUACUCGGAACUCUCAAAUUGCCACUUCCUGUGUACAAGCCAGGGCUGAGGAGGAAAGUAUGUGGACGUCUGAGUUUUGGAGCAACGGAAGUGAUCAUUUAA